Closterium sp. Yama58-4 is the source of this 954-nucleotide messenger RNA. The record is from the annotation of a GenBank genome assembly. NCBI's taxonomy places the organism in Eukaryota, Viridiplantae, Streptophyta, Zygnematophyceae, Desmidiales, Closteriaceae.
AUGCCCGGGCCGCGCGACCGCUGCGUGGAGUGCUUCAUUCGCCUCCCCCCGUCUCCUCCCCCCUCCACCAUCGCCUUCCCCCAAUCCCCGGUUCCCCAUCUUCCCCCGUCCUACCCCAGAGAGCUGCUGCAGUCCCAAGGUUCGUACGAGUCGUCUGGACAGAUCACGUUUCCCGACGAGUUAAGAAUGCCCGGGCCGCGCGACCGCUGCGUGGAGUGCUUUAUUCGCCGCUCGCGGAAGACGGGAACUUUCACGCUGUUCCUCGGCGUGCCGCCGAAUUCGACGGAAAACGGCAAGUUCCUGCUCGCGGCGCGCAAGUGUGGCUGGCGGCCGUCAAGCAUGGAGUACGUGGUUUCGCUGGAUCCAAAAGACUUUUCGCGCGGCGGAAGUUCGUUCGUCGGCCGUCUGCGAGCGAAUUUCCUGAGCACGCGAUUCGCCGUCUUUGAAUCGUCGCACGAGGUGAGCGUUGCAAAUAUCCCUCUUUGUAACAAAGUAAGCUUUCGGCGGUUCGUUCGCAGCUUUCGUAGCGCCAACACGCACAGAGUGUCCCUUCUGUUUCUCGUCAUCCGCUCGUUUGCAACGAUCCGCCCGCCCCACCAUGCAACCCCUUCCCCCCUCCCCGUGCCGCAUUUCCCGCGCUUCCCUCCGCGCAGCCAGCGUUUUCUCUUGGCGCGGCGUCGUUAUCGCACGGCGGAAGCAGCAGCAGCAGCCGCAAGGUGCAUCCCCGCGGAGGCGGCGCUCGUUCCGCCAGCGGUUACCACCACUGUAACCACUGUAGCACUCGGUGUGGUAACCACCAUUGUGGUUACAAUUGUGGCAGCAGCAGCGCGGGCAGCAGCGGCGCCGGCACCCCUGUCGCGUGUAACGGUAACAUGGGCAGCUUUAACAGUUAUAACGGUUCCGGCUGUAGCGGCGCCAGCUCUAGCAGGGGUGGCGACGGGGGAGGGUUAUUAG